This is a messenger RNA of Chondrus crispus (carragheen), 240 nucleotides long. The record is from the annotation of a RefSeq genome assembly. NCBI's taxonomy places the organism in Eukaryota, Rhodophyta, Florideophyceae, Gigartinales, Gigartinaceae.
AUGGCUAUAAAAGAAACAAUUGGAAAAGUUACCAGUGACAAAAUGCAUAAAACUAUUACUGUUGCUGUAACUAAAAAGGUUGCACAUAAAAAAUAUAAUAAAAUUAUUAUUAAAACAAAUAAAUAUUAUGCACAUGAUGAAAAAAACGAAUGUAAACGAGGAGAUGUUGUAAAAAUACAAGAAACAAGACCUAUCAGUAAAAAUAAACGCUGGAAAUUAAUAAGUAAAAUUACAAAGUAA